AGGGCCAGAAAAGCCAGCAUGGUCAGAUUCCAGGAGAUGACCUUAAUGGUUUUGUGUAAUUGGGGGGAAAGAAUGAAUCAUUCUAUCUCAUGUUUAUUUUAUAGCAUUUUGUAUUUCCAGUGCUGGCUGUAUAUCCAAGACAAAUGUUCUACUGUUUCCCUAUGUUUAGGUUUAAAAAGCAGUAUAACUGGGUGUGGUGGUGCAGAGGCAGGCUGAUUUCUGUGAGCUUCAGGGCAGCCUGGUCUAUGUAGUGAGACUCUGCCUCAAAAUAGCAAAUAAAUAGAUGACAUUUUAAAAAGUAAAACUCAUGGAAGAUAAUUUCAUUCAUGUGUCUGACAGAAGGCAGGCUGUCUUGGUUCAAAUCCUAGCUCUCCUGUUUUCUUGCUGUCAUUGGACAACUUAAUACCACUAGGUAUAAAAUGGGAUGAUAAUAGAAACCUAUUUCUAUGAUUGUUAGUAUUAACAGGGUUAAUAAGUGAAAGUAUUCAGCUCGAUUCAUAGUCAUAUUAAGUGUAAGCUGCUGCCUAAUUACUAUGAUUAACUUGUUUAUUGUCAUUUUAGUUUUAGAAUAUUAUUUUGGUUCCAGUGAAACAUGACAUAAGAUAAUUGUGGGUUAGACUGGGGUGAUAGAUAGCAAAGGAGACUCCCUUAUUUGCUGGGUACAUGUUCCAAGACCUCCAGUGGUUACUUAAAGCAUCAGAUAGUGCCAGACUUGUAACUGUUUUAUCGUUUCUAUACCUUUAAUAAAGUAUAACUUACAAAGUAGGCAUAGUAAGAAGUUUAAAAAAAUAGAUAAUAAUAAAAUAGCUGUAACAGAAUGUUGUGAUAAGUAUGAAUGUGGGCUGUCUUAGCGUGCAGCGUUUUCUAUUUGGUGCUUUUAGACUAUAGCUGAGCCUAGAUAAUGGACUAUAAAAUUGCAGCUCGGGAGACUGAUAUACUGUGUAAGACAUGCUCAGAGGUAGAGCCCGUAGCAUACCGCGUGUUUGGUGGAUGAGUGUGGAAAGGGACCGGGAGAAGAAGGAGCAGGAGUCAGUACCUCAGAUAAUCUUGGAGCUACAGUGGUUUAAAUACAGAAAGAUGCUGCUGCUCUCUGCUGAGGCCUGUCACAUACUGCUUGCUGUUAGUCUUGUGCUUCAGCAUGUUUUUAGGUCCUUGCUUUCCUGCGGUAAAGUGUUCGCACUUCACUGAAUUGUGAUUGUAAGGCAUCCUUUUGCCCACAGUAAGAAUGAAUGUAUAAAGUAAAUAAGAAUUCAAGUUGGAUCACACAUAAUGUUUUGUUCAGAUUUGCAGACCUCCUGGAAUUAUUACAGACACCAUCAUUUGUUUCUCUUUAGCGUACUUGGAAAUGUGGGGCUUUUUUCUGGCAGAAUUAUACCAUUCCCUCAGCACCCAAUUCCUAGUUAUUGAGAAGCACCUUUUAUGAUAUUAUCUGAAAUAAAUGCUUUACGAUUUCAGUUUGCAUCAUAAGAUUGGAAAACGUGUACCUGAAUAUCUGCAUGCUGUUUCGAGCGUCACUUGGGUAGAGCACCUAACUAGACUGAUAGAGAGUCAAAUAUCCAAUAAACAAGAAAAUAAAAUUGAGGCUGAAUAUUUAAGUCUUCUAACUAUAAAUUCUUGUGCAUUUGAGUUAGAGUUCCUCCAUUGCCAUAUUCUGUUAACACACUUCCUUUCUCUGAUAACUGUUCUUUGUCCUUGGGAGAAUGGUACACAAAAUAGGACUUUCCCCCUCACUCCUCUGGUAGUGAGCUUCAGCCCAACUCCUGACUCCUCCCUCUCUUCCCUCCCUCUCCACCCAUCCACCCUUGUAGUUACUGCCUAUUUUUCUUGCUGGCAGUCUGGAUUCUACUCAUUUACCUAAGAGGGGGAUUCUAGACAGACGGGAGACAGCUUUCAAACACACUGGACUGCUGGCAAGUCAGUGCCCACGGUGCAUUUUGAAAACUCGGGAGCUUCUCUCUGGCGAUGAGUUGCCCAAGAUGCUAGAGUCUGUGUGAGCACAUUUGUCUUCUUCCCUUUCCCCUUUCUUUCUUUUCCAAAGUCCCUUCUCCCUGCUUCCCCUCCUACUCUUUUAUCCUCUCCCUCUGUGCUUUAGUUCUGCCGAACACAGGCUGAAGCACAAUCCUGCAUUGCAAGGCUUUCUGUUAAGGAUUUAUUGUGGCUUUUGUUUGGAUUUCAUCGGUGCGGAAUUACAGCUGUUCAGAGGAGACUCAUUACAGCUCCUGCUCCCAAUCUUCCUCUCUGUCCCUGCCCCCACUCUCCCUUGGUGAAGACACUGCCCCCAGUUUACCUUACGCCCUUGGUGCUAUGUGCAUGGUAAACAUGGCAGUAUGGCCAGGUCUGGGACUGGCCAGACAACUGCUGUUGACUUUCCCCAUUCCAGGAAGAAUUUAAAGGGAAAUUGCACAGCAAGCACUGUACCUCAGCAGCAGCACCACCAGGAACAUGGUGACUAGUGUUCUCUGGGAUUGUCUCACACAAACACACAUGCAGAGUUGAAUGCAGUGACAAUAGCCGUUCCUGGGAACUGUGACAGCAGCCAAGUGGCUGCAUGAAAUGGGAACCAGUUCUCGAGCACGAGAUGAACUCCACCUUGGAUGGUGACCAGCGCAGCCAUCCUUUCUGUCUCCUGGCACUGGGCUACUCAGAAACUGUCAGUUUUUGUCUUUUGGAAGCACUGAUUGUUGUCUUUCUAACCACAUUGAUUAUUUCUGGCAACAUCAUUGUGAUUUUUGUGUUUCACUGUGCACCUCUGUUGAACCAUCACACUACAAGUUAUUUCAUCCAGACAAUGGCAUAUGCUGACCUCUUGGUUGGGGUAAGCUGUUUGGUCCCUUCCUUGUCACUACUCCACUACCCCCUUCCUAUGGAGGAGGCCAUGACUUGCCAAGUAUUUGGCUUUAUAAUAUCAGUUCUGAAGAGCGUUUCCAUGACUUCUCUGGCCUGUAUCAGCAUUGAUAGAUAUAUUGCCAUCACUAAGCCUUUAACCUAUAAUACGCUGGUUACUCCCGGGAGACUACGCCUGUGUAUUUUUCUGAUUUGGCUGUAUUCCAUCUUGGUCUUCCUGCCUGCCUUCUUCCACUGGGGCAAACCAGGAUAUCAUGGAGAUGUAUUUCAGUGGUGUGCAGCGUCCUGGCACACCAACCUCUACUUCACAUUGUUCAUCGUGGUAAUGCUGUAUGCCCCAGCUGCCCUCAUUGUCUGCUUCACAUAUUUCAACAUCUUCCGCAUCUGCCAACAGCACACAAAAGAAAUCAGCGAAAGGCAAGCCCGAUUCAGCAGCCGGAAUGAGGAGACUGGGAAAGCCCACACUUGUCCUGAUAAGCGCUAUGCCAUGGUCCUCUUCAGAAUUACAAGUGUAUUUUAUGUCCUCUGGUUGCCAUACAUCCUCUACUUUCUGCUGGAGAGCUCCACUGGCUGCAGCAGCCACCUUGCAUCCUUCCUCACUACCUGGCUUGCUAUUAGCAAUAGUUUCUGCAACUGUAUCAUUUACAGUCUCUCCAACAGUGUUUUCCAAAGAGGAUUAAAGGGUCUCUCAGGGACUAUGUGUACUUCUUGUACAAGUCACACUACAGCCAAGGACCCUUACACAGUUAGAUGGAAAGGACCCCUUAAUGGAUGUCAUAUCUGAGGGGUUCAUAUACUCAGUUACUUUGUUUGCAGGAAGAAAGGGUGGCUUUGGUUCUCCUCUUCCCUUUAACCCUGUGCUCCACUUUACUAGGAGAUAACUUGACUCGGAGCAGGUACAGACCAUCGACACUUUUCAGUUUGCAGAAGUUGUUUCCUAAAUGAGAUUUAAAAUUAGAAGAAUCCAGAUCAUUAAAAAAAACAACAACAACUCGUGGUGCAGUUUUUGAAAUGUCGUUGAAGUAAGAUUCAAAAGGAAUAAAGCCAUAGCUAAUCCUCUCCCAGCUGGUGUGACUGAACAUGGGAGUGAGAAGCGGCAGCACUUUAAAAAACAUCGCCAUUUUCUUUUCCCUUUUCUGGAUUCUUCCAAGCAACUUGGAACUUAUGUGCAAUUGAUAUCUUUUAACAGGGAAUAUUAAGAUAGACUGAUGAACUAACAAGGAUUUUCUUUAUCUGUGCCAAAAUAUAACUGCACUGUAAGUUUCAGCACUCCUUUAGAUGGUGAAAUGUCUUGAAAGAAAUCUCCAUAGGAUGAAUAAUGUGAUCCCUGAAGAUUACUUUUGGAGUUUUGAAAUGAACCAUGAAGCAACCAUGCAAUGAAGUCAUACAGUUUGUGAAAAACAGCUGCAUUUACUUCAUGCUUGUGAACAUUCUGUACAUGUGUGUAGAAGUGACAUUACAGUGCUUUUUCCUGUGCCUCUGUGUUUGUGAAUAUUGAACAUUUACAUUGAGUUGGGUUUCUUUUUAUAACAAAAUGUAUUUAAAUAAAUAAUAGAUGGAUAGAUGUCCAUUGUAAUGUGAAGAUAGAUGAUAGAUAGAUAGAUAGAUAGGUAGAUAGAUAGAUAGAUAGAUAGAUAUAGUGACUUUAGUGUUUUCUGUUCUUCGUAUCCAGUCUUCAGUAAACAACGGAAUUCGCUCAGGAUUGAUUGUGCUGUGUGCCUUUUAAACAGUCAGCUGACAUCACAGUCACUGUUCAUUUUAAAAAACGUUUUUUGU
This is a messenger RNA of Alexandromys fortis (reed vole), 4620 nucleotides long. It is a transcript of the gene Gpr21, whose product is annotated as G protein-coupled receptor 21. The record is from RefSeq and is a predicted model, not a curated record. The coding region runs from base 2549 to 3628 and encodes 359 amino acids. Gene Ontology annotation, cellular component: plasma membrane. NCBI's taxonomy places the organism in Eukaryota, Metazoa, Chordata, Mammalia, Rodentia, Cricetidae. The transcript has 2 exons. Gene Ontology annotation, biological process: phototransduction; G protein-coupled receptor signaling pathway; cellular response to light stimulus. Gene Ontology annotation, molecular function: G protein-coupled photoreceptor activity.